AUGAAAAUCAAGGCCCUUAACGUCUACCCCAUUAAGGCCCUCCGCCCGAUCCCCCUGGAAUCAGCGACCCUCACCCCACAGGGCAUCCUACACGACCGUACCUACAUGCUCUUCAAGGUGAACCCGGACUCGUCCCUCCGCAAGAUGCAGCUCUCCACCUUUCCGCAAUGCGCCCUCUUCUCCCAGGAAAUAGUCUCCUCGUCACCAGCCUCAGGCGAGAGCACCGGGGACACCAUCCUCGUCAGUUACAACGCCCCUAACCCGCCCCUGGUGGACAAACACCCCCUACAGGACACGGUUCUCUUUGUGCCCCUCGUCCCGGACACCACCAGCCUCCAGCCCGUCUCCGUCGACCUCCACGGCAGCCCCGCCGAGGCCCUCCGCAUGGGCGACCCGUACGACGCCUUCUUCUCCGCCUGCUUCGGCUUCCCUGUCAUCCUCGUCUAUAUCGGUUCCGGUCGCCGCCGAGUCCUCGGUACCUUUGCGCCGGCAUCUUCGUCUCUGGCAUCCUCGUCUAAGCAGCAGCCGCCCUCUGCCUCUUCCUCCCUCUUGUCGUCCAUCACGUCCUACCUCCCAUCCAUCACAUCCCCCGAACCCCGGGGCGAGGAAAAGUGCGACCCACCCUGGCUCACUUUCACCGACUGCGCGCCCUAUCUCGUUACCUCAACCUCCUCCCUCUCCCACCCCUCCCUAGCGCCCUUCCAAGAAUAUUCCCUCAUGCCCAAGUUCCGGCCCAACAUCGUCGUAGACGACCCGGCCGAGGCCCCAUUCGCCGAGGACUUUUGGGCUGAGCUCUCCCUCCCUGCCUCCGGCUCCGACUCUGGCACUGGCGGCUCGAUCAGCGCAAGACUCCUCCUCACGGCGAACUGCGGCCGUUGCUCCUCCCUCAACGUCGACUACGACAUCGGCCGCGCCGCCGCUGGGCAGGAGGGGACGCUCCUCAAGACCCUGAUGCGAGACCGCCGCGUCGACCCGGGACACAAGUACGCGCCCGUCUUCGGACGGUACGCAUUCCUCGCAGUCGACGGGGACGAGGAGAAGCAGCAGCAGUCCGAAAUCCGGGUCCAUGUGGGGGAUGAGAUCGUCGUCUCUCGCCGCAGCGACGAACGCACUGUCUUCGACUGGGAUCUCUCG
Colletotrichum navitas is the source of this 1134-nucleotide messenger RNA. RefSeq names its product MOSC domain-containing protein. The record is from RefSeq and is a predicted model, not a curated record. Lineage: Eukaryota; Fungi; Ascomycota; Sordariomycetes; Glomerellales; Glomerellaceae. The transcript has a single exon. The annotation marks the transcript as partial. Gene Ontology annotation, molecular function: pyridoxal phosphate binding; catalytic activity; molybdenum ion binding.